AUGAAGAAGACGAAGGUAGGCUGCGAGUUGUGCGACGGCGAGGCGGCGCUGCGGUGCGAGUCGGACUGUGCCUUCCUGUGCUGGGGAUGCGACGCCAGAGUCCACGGAGCCAACUUCCUCGUCUCGCGCCACCCCCGCCGCCUGAUCUGCGUCGAAUGCGGUUCCGCCGAGGGCGACCAGCGGCCGGUUUCAGGCCCCGGAUUCCUCCCGCUCCGCUUCCUCUGCCGCUCCUGCACGGACCACGGCGACGGCGGGGCCCUGUCCUCCGAGUCGGAGUCUUCUUCCUGCUGUUCCUCCACACGGCACACUUCCGCCUCCUCCUCCUGCGUCUCCAGCGCCGAAUCCGGGGCCGCGGCAGGCCAACGGGACGGCGGCGGCGGGAUCACCUCCAUCUCCCCCUCCGAGGGGGCCUCCUCCUCCAUCAAGUUCGCGCGCUCCAUCCGAUCUGCCGCCGGAUCAAGUCCUCGUCGGGAGAGGAAGAGCCGGAGGAUCGGUGGCGGCGGGCGGGAGCUUGACGCGAGAGCAGAGGGCGCCCUUCUGAGCUGGUGCCGCCGCGUGGGCCUGGACGACCCCCGCGCCGCCGCCGCUGCCGCCGCCCACGCUCUCGCCGUCGGAAUGCAGAGGAUGCCGUCGGCGCCCUUCCGCGCGAUCGCCGCGGCGGCGCUGUGGUUCGCCGUCAAGACGACGACGUCUCGCGCGGCGGCGGCGGCGCCGUUGCUGAGGCAGGUGGAGGCGUGCUCCGGCGUGCCGGCGAAGCUCAUCCUGGCCGCGGAGGCGCGGAUAUCACGCGCCAUCCGUCGGUGCCACGUCGGCGAAGAAGGAGAGGGCUGGGCCGAGUGCUCCUCCUCCUGA
Spirodela intermedia is the source of this 852-nucleotide messenger RNA. NCBI's taxonomy places the organism in Eukaryota, Viridiplantae, Streptophyta, Magnoliopsida, Alismatales, Araceae. The record is from the annotation of a GenBank genome assembly.